CGACGGCGCGAGUGUGGAGCCGCCGUGUCUGUUGCCGAGCGCCUCCAUUGCGAGCGCCCACAAGACAUAUCGACCCUGCAGCGGGCCGACAGUGGCCCGACCGACCGACCCACCAUACGCACAACGUGGUGCGGCCCCAGCACGCUUGACUUUCACGCAAUGAUCGAGGAGCUGCACUAGACAUGCUGGAGAAGAAAGAUAGCGGCCCGCUGUGCGUGGCUUCGCGGUCCUCCGAGGAGCAGCCCGGCUGGCUGGACAGCGAGGGCGAGGAAAGUGCAGGGCUGUUGCCGUGCCGCCUCCAGCUGGCCCACUCGGUCAUGCCCCCGGAGGUGGUCUACUUUGACGAGACCGGCGACAGGUGCUGCAUCUCGUCCUCCUCCAACAAGAGCGACCCCGAACCUGCCGACGACGAACCGUCCAACCUCAUCCUACAGGAGGCCGGCUCGCAGCUCAUGUUCCCGCUGGAGGUGACCCUACAGGAGGAGGCGGCCCCCGGGGGCGGCUCGCUGCCCGAGCUGGCUCGGGUGCCGAGCGCGUGCAGCACCCUGGAGGAGGGCAAGGGGGCGCCGCCGCUGGUGCUGGGGUCGGCGCCCGCCGCCCCCAUCGCCAUCGGCCGCGGCAUUUUGCACAGCAGCUCCUCCAAGAUCAACCGGAAGAACUCGCAGGUGUGUUUCCGCGACGACUGGGAGGUCGACAGCCCCCUCCUGCCCGCCGCCGCCGCCGCGCAGCACCACAACCUGCAGCCGCCAGCGCCUGUGGCGGAGGUUGAGGUGCCCGGGGAGGAGGAGGACGAGUACGAGUUGGUGCCGCCGGACGGGGGCUGGGGGUGGCUGGUGCUGGCGGGUUCAGUGCUGGUCAACAUCCUGGUGCCGGGCACGGUCAAAUCGUUCGGCGUGCUCUUCGUCGAGUUCCUCGAGGUUUUCCACGCGACGCCGGCGGCGGCCGCGUGGAUCCCUGCGCUGUGCUACUUCCUGUACAGCUCGCUAGGCCCCGUCGCGAGUGUCCUCUCGGCCAAAUUCUCUUAUCGCACAGUCACCAUCAUGGGCGGCCUCUUCGCCGCCUUCGGCAUGAUCCUCAGCUACUUUGCAAGCUCCAUCACCUAUCUCUAUGUUAGUUUUGGAGUUUUGGUUGGAACAGGCGCUGGUCUCGCCUUCCCGCCCGGAGUUUUCAUCGUCUCUUCCUAUUUCCAAAAACGCAGAGGUCUGGCCAAUGGAAUCUGCAUCUCUGGCAGCGCCAUCGGCUCCAUCAUUCUGCCGCCGUUCCUCAGGCAUCUGCUGACAAAUUACGGAUACAGGGGUGCUGUUUUGAUAAUGGGAGGCAUCACGUUCAACGUGCUGGUUGGCGCCAUGUUCUACCACCCUGUGAAGGAGCACAUGAAGAGGGUGAAGAAAGAGAAGCCGGAGAAGGCGGAAAAAGAUUUGGUGGCGACCAAAGUGACGCAGCCGGUGGCCAUCGAGAGGUCCUGCAGCCCCCAGCAAGUGGCCGCCUCCCAGCCCAUCAGCAUCCCGGCGGCCGGGGGCGACGGCCAGUCGUGCCACCCGCAGAUGUUUUACUUCGAGGGCAGUCCGGAGCAGGAGACGGGCGACUGGAUGGCGGCCCAGAGCGCCUCCUUCCUCGGCCCCAGCAUCGACAAGGCCUCGGUCGAGAACAGCCCCAGUCCGCUGGCCCUCAGGGAGGUGCUCGAGCAGCAGGACGGCGGCGGCGGCAAGAAGCUCGACUGGGACUUCUUCAGCACCCUGCCCCCCGCCAAGCAGAGGCUCCUCAGACUCUCCUUGCGGCCGGUGCAGAACCAGGCCGUCGCCGCCGCCAUCGGCACCUCCAACGUCCAGCCCACGCUCUCCAGGAGUUUCAGCUCCAACGUCUCCCUCUCUUCAUUCAGGUACAUCAGUACUGUGCACCACGGAAGCACCCUGGCCGCUCUGCAGCAAAACCCGCGCGACAACGAGAUGUUCGCCUCAACCCUGACCCUAAAGUCGGUGACCAAAUCCUGCUGGGAGUCUUUUAGCGAUUGCCUGAGCUGUUUUCGCCGCAAGAAAAGCAAAAAGUCGGAAAAACCGCCAAUUGACGACGACAAAGAAGGAUCUGCCGACUCGACCUCCAAACUCCUUGACUUGUCCCUCCUCAAGGAUUCACUCUAUCUGGUCAUCUUGCUGUCCAACUCGACGAACGCGAUCGGGUACACCAACUUCAUCAUCCUGCUGCCGGCGUACGCCAUCAGCCUGGGGUGCGACAAGGAGAGCGCGUCGCUGCUCCUGUCUUUGGUGGCCGCGCUGGACCUGGUGGGGCGCAUCGGCGGCUCGGCGCUCUCGGACCUGCACUUCAUGCCGCGCAAGUACUACUACAUCGGGGGGCUGUUCCUGUCCGGCCUCAUCCUGACCGUGAUGCCGCUGAUGGCCGCCGCCGGCUUCACCUACCUGGCCGUCGCCUGCGCCAUCUUCGGCCUCGGCUCGGGCACCUACGUUGGCGUCACGGCCGUCCUGUUUGCGGACAUGCUGGGCGCCGAGCGCCUCGCCUCCUCCUUCGGCAUCUCCCUCUUCUUGAACGGGGUGCUCCAGCUUCUGGGCCCACCUGUCUGCGGCUACGUCCUCCAGCGCCUCGGCAACUACUCGGCCAUCUUCUCCACCUUGGGGGUGGUUUUGCUCAUCGGCGCCGCCAUGUGGGGUCUCAUCCCCCUCAUCGAGCGCAAAAGACAGAGGGAAAGUGAGCAGGCCACCGUUUGAACAUUUUGAACGCUGAUUUAAAGUGGAUGUCAGCAAAAGCACGAGGGUACUUUUGGACCAAUCUGUUAGCUUUGUUUGUUUAAUUAAUUAAUUCGUUCUGAGGAAAACCAUUCAAAAAGAGGUAUGUUUUUUAGGCCCAAAAAUUUACUGCUCAAAUCCUGUAUUCAAUUUUUUAAAUAAGGCAAAAUCUGAAGACAAAUGGACUGCUUUCAGUUUUCUAUAAAAGCAUUCCUAAAAAAUUCAGAGUAAAAAUCGUUUGAAGCUUGAUAAAAUUGAAAAACAUACCUUUUUCCAAAGAAUUAUAUAUAUUAUAUUUCAUUGGAUAAUUAUUAUUGCGUGUCCCUCAAUCCACUUGGAAUAUAUUCAUGUGCCCUAAUUGAAUUUUGCUAGGAGUUUUAAGUGAAACUCUUUGUGCGCCGAAACAGGCCAUUUUUUCCAUUGAGCUUGAAAAUAUUGCAAUUUUAAUCAUCUCUCCCUCUCUCUGGAUUUCAUUAGACUUCAUGAAAUUAAACGAUUUUGCUUCUUUGUCAUUAUUAUUACGUUGUCUUUUGACAGAAAUAUAUUUUAUAAUAUACACAGAGCGCGUGGAAACUUUAUCAUCAGCGUAGGCGCUGCUCCAGCUUAUUAAAGUUGGACGAAAUGGGAAAAUACGAGUGCAAUAAUGUUCAAUUACAUAAGUGAGCGGAAGACAGAGCAUCAUGAUGUAUCUCAGGAUUAUAGUACGUAGUGAGACUUAAAAAUUUUUGCGCGUUUUCGACUUAGGCUGUGUUCAAUUUAAUGCAGUCGCUGCUCCGCCGCGUUUUCGGUGCCGCCCCAUUAAAUAAUAAUUUCACCGGCAAGGCUCGGAACUGGAUUUUAGCAAAUAGUUUUUGUCCCUAAACGUAGAUUUUAUAAUAUUAUAUACUUGUCCCCACAGUAAGACUUCCAGUUCCCAAAGCCUAAAAAGAUAAUUUUUGCAGCAUUUUCUGUGAAAGUGCAUAAAAAAUCGGACAAUUUUUUCCCCUUUUCUUAUAAACACAGUCAUUGUCCGUCCAGGAAAAUAUGGCUAGAGAGUAAAUAACUUGCGGAGCAAGUUUAUACAUAGUUAGACCACUUUUUGAGAUGACUAACGUGUUGCAUUUAUCGAUUUAUCUAUAUUGAACCUUUUUAUUCUUCGCAAAGGGCACUUGAAUUCGUAAAAGAGCAUCGACUGCAAGGAAGAAAAGAGCAGGAUUGAUUAUUUGAGCGGAAUUAUACAAAUUGUGAUCUGAAUCAAGAAGCAAAAGAUGA
This is a messenger RNA of Neocloeon triangulifer, 3989 nucleotides long. RefSeq lists its product as uncharacterized. Gene Ontology annotation, molecular function: monocarboxylic acid transmembrane transporter activity. The transcript has 9 exons. Lineage: Eukaryota; Metazoa; Arthropoda; Insecta; Ephemeroptera; Baetidae. The record is from RefSeq and is a predicted model, not a curated record. Gene Ontology annotation, biological process: transmembrane transport; monocarboxylic acid transport. The coding region runs from base 183 to 2720 and encodes 845 amino acids.